Messenger RNA from Paracoccidioides brasiliensis Pb18, 1233 nucleotides. RefSeq names its product histone chaperone NAP1. Gene Ontology annotation, molecular function: histone binding; chromatin binding. The coding region runs from base 1 to 1233 and encodes 410 amino acids. The record is from RefSeq and is a predicted model, not a curated record. Gene Ontology annotation, cellular component: chromatin; nucleus. Gene Ontology annotation, biological process: nucleosome assembly. The transcript has 5 exons.
AUGGCGGAGCCUAUCAGAAACAAGAAAGUGGACUUUCCCACAGCUCCCACUCCCCAAAAUACCCCGGCCAACAAUGCACCCAUCUCCUCCCACGCUCAACAGCCAGGUGUCGCCAGCAUUAAAGAAGAGGACCUCGACCGUGCAGCAGCUGCGUCGAUAUUUGCGCAAAACCCAAAACUGGUGUCAAUGAUUCAGGGAAAAUUGGGCUCUUUAGUCGGUCGAUCGUCCGGUUAUGUCGAGUCCCUCCCUGCUUCAAUUCGCCGUCGCGUGGCAGGCCUGAAAGGCAUCCAGAAGGAACAUUCGAAACUUGAGGUAGAAUUCCAACAAAAGGUUCUUGAGCUAGAAAAGGAAUACUUCGCCAAGUUUGAGCCUCUAUACAGCAAACGUGCAACAAUCGUUAACGGGAAUAGUGAACCCACUGAAGACGAAGUUAAGGCUGGUAAACGAGCUGAUGAAGACGACGAUGAGGAAACCAAGGCUGAAGAGGAACCCAAAACGGAUGAUGGUGAAACCUUGGUUGCUGCUGGUAUUCCCGAGUUUUGGUUAUCCGCCAUGAAGAACCAUAUCUCUCUCUCUGAGAUGAUCACUGACAGAGAUGAGGAGGCUCUGAAGCACUUGACGGACAUCCGCAUGGAGUAUCUUGAGCGUCCAGGAUUCCGCCUGGUUUUCGAGUUCGCCGAAAACGAGUUCUUCACAAACAAAACCAUCACCAAGACCUAUUACUACCAGGAAGAAAGUGGGUACGGUGGUGAUUUCAUCUAUGAUCACGCUGAUGGAGAUGAGAUUGAAUGGAAGGAAGGCAAAGACCUCACUGUUAGAUACGAGAGCAAAAAGCAGCGAAAUAAGAGCACCAAGCAGACCCGUAUAGUGAAGGUUAAGGUUCCCACCGAUUCAUUCUUCAACUUCUUUUCCCCGCCAAACCCACCGACCAAGGAAAACGAUGAUGUAGCGUCCGACAUAGAAGAACGGUUGGAGCUGGACUAUCAACUCGGUGAAGAUAUCAAAGAAAAGCUUAUUCCCCGAGCAGUUGACUGGUUCACCGGGGAGGCACUUCAGUUUGAGGAGUUCGAUGAGGAUCUGGAUAUGGAUGACUUCGAUGAUGAUGAUGAGGAUGACGACGACGAUGACGAUGACGAUGAUCGGAAGUCGGAUGGGGCUUUGGAUGAGGAGACUGAUGAAGAGGAGGAUGGAUCGAAGCCCAAGAAAGAGGCUGCCGAAUGCAAGCAGAGCUAG